Molecule: messenger RNA, 2400 nt
Organism: Lodderomyces oxycetoniae
Lineage: Eukaryota; Fungi; Ascomycota; Pichiomycetes; Serinales; Debaryomycetaceae
Gene: MAK5
Product: putative ATP-dependent RNA helicase
Exons: 1
Coding region: 1-2400 (799 amino acids)
Molecular function (GO): ATP binding; RNA helicase activity; nucleic acid binding
Source: RefSeq, a predicted model, not a curated record
AUGGUACAGAGCAAGGCUAACAAAAAGAAGAAUCAGGCUCACAAGGUUGGCAAGUCUAAACGGAAGCCAACGUUGAAACAAAAACUUCAAAAGGAAUCUAAAGUUGUCAAGAUAAAUGAUCUAGCAUGGAAACCAGUGGAGAUACCAGAUAAUAUGGGUGAUUAUGGUGGAUUCUUUGGACUAGAAGAAAUAAGUGGAGUUGAUGUAGAGGUUAUAGAUGGGAAACCUCAAUUAGUCAUGAGAGAGGACAAAACAGAAAAAUCCUCUACUGAGAAGUCAAAGGUUCUUAGCAAGAAGCUAGCUGAGGUAACUAGUGAGAAUGAGGAGGAAGAGGAGGAGGAAGAGGAAGAGGAGGAGGAGGAGGAGGAGGAGGAGGAGGAAUUCACCGGAUUUGAAGAUGAGUAUGACGACAAGACAAAGGAAAAUGGGAAUCCCACAUCAUCUUUUGAAGAUGAUGAGCUUCGGUAUAAUGCCUUUGCAAAUUUAGAUCUACCGUUACCUGACGAUAACGAAAUCAACUUGCCUGAAUGGGGAGAGUCUGAGCUCAACACAACAUUAAGCCCCUACAUUUUGAAUGGAUUAUCUCAUUUGAAUUUCACGAGACCUACGCCUAUUCAAAAGCAAACAAUACCAUUGGCCAUAAUAGGCAAGGAUAUAGUAGGUAAAGCCACCACAGGUUCGGGAAAAACAUUAGCAUACGGAAUACCAAUACUCGAGAAAUACAUACAAUCAUUGGAUAAAGUCAAGGAAAAUAUCAGGAAUAAAAAGAUAAAUCAUCCAACAGGUAUCAUCUUCACUCCAACUAGAGAAUUGGCACAUCAAGUUGUUGAUCAUUUGAACAAGCUAGCACAGUACUCUCCACUUUCCACCAAGGGUAUAGUCAGCGUUACAGGGGGACUAUCAAUACAGAAGCAGCAAAGGUUACUACAAUUUGGACCAGGUAUAAUUGUUGCUACUCCUGGACGUAUGCUAGAGUUAUGUCAAAAUGAUCAAGAAUUGGUGAGAAGAUUAAGCUUGACAGAUACAAUUGUAUUAGAUGAAGCAGAUCGUUUAUUACAAGAUGGACAUUUCGAUGAGUUUGACAAAAUAUUGGAGUUGUUUAACAAGACAAGACCAAGAAAUGAAAAGGGUAUGGAAUGGAAAUGGCAAACCUUGGUUUUCAGCGCCACUUUCUCAAGAGAUUUAUUCGGGAAAUUGGAUAAACAACAAAAGAAUAAAAAACGCAUCAAUGAGAAUUCCUUGGUACAGAACGAGGAGAUUGUAGAGCUAUUGAAUGAAAAACUAAAAUUCAAAGAUAAGAAACCGGCAUUAAUAGAUGCAAAUCCAAAGGAGAUUGUCUCUGGUCAAAUCACUGAAGCGUUGGUUGAAUGUGGUUUCCUUGAGCGUGACUUGUACUUGUACUAUUUUAUAUUGAUGUAUAAAGGGUCUACAUUGGUGUUUGCAAAUUCAAUUGAUUCGGUAAAGAGACUAGUGCCAUUCUUAAACAAUUUGAAAAUACCAGCUUUUGCAAUACAUUCAUCAAUGAUUCAGAAACAGAGAUUGAGAUCAUUGGAGAAAUUCAGAGAAGCAAGUGAAAAGAAUCAGACUGCUGUUUUAGUGGCAUCGGAUGUUGCUGCUAGGGGAUUAGAUAUACCCAACAUCGAUCAUGUGGCACAUUACCACUUGCCAAGGUCUGCAGAUGUCUACAUUCAUAGAUCUGGAAGAACAGCUAGAGCAGGAAAAGAAGGUGUCUCGGUUAUGUUUUGCUCCCCUCAAGAAGCAUCAGGACCUUUGAAAAAGUUGCGCAAACUAGUUGCUAGCAACGCUUCUAGUAAAAAUAGCAACAAGAUCAAUGUGCAUAGUGAUGUAACAUUACUCCCUAUUGAAAUGGAUAUACUUUCUCAGUUGAAACCAAGAGUGGAAUUAGCAUCACGACUAGCUAAUGCAAGUAUUGCAUCAACAGCAACAAGAAAAGAAGGUUCAUGGAUUAAACAAGCAGCGGAAGAGUUGGGCGUCGAUGACCUACACGAUCUUGAUGAUUUUGAAGAUGAUAUCAUAAAGAAACAGAGGAAAAGACAGGAAGGUAAACUGUUGACAAAAGAAGAACAAAAGAGACUUCGAUACGAAUUAAAAGAGUUGUUUGCAACUCCAAUUCGGAAAAGUAGUAGGCGGUCAUAUAUCACUAGCGGCUUACAAAACUUGGCUCAUCAAAUAGUUCAGGGAAACCAUCAUGAGGAUGUUCUUGGUUACAAGAAAGUAAACGCCUUAAAUGAUUUACAAAAGAAUGGGAAAAAGUUUAAACCUGUCAAGAAUGAUAAAAUUGCAAAGAUUGCCAAAAUCAAUGAAAGGAAAAAGAGCAAAAAGGAUGCCAAAAGGGAAGCUAAACGAAAACAAGUAGAACCUUUAGUCAAAGAUAUGUAG